Dermacentor silvarum is the source of this 5172-nucleotide messenger RNA. RefSeq names its product Krueppel-like factor 13. Gene Ontology annotation, molecular function: RNA polymerase II cis-regulatory region sequence-specific DNA binding; DNA-binding transcription factor activity, RNA polymerase II-specific. The record is from RefSeq and is a predicted model, not a curated record. NCBI's taxonomy places the organism in Eukaryota, Metazoa, Arthropoda, Arachnida, Ixodida, Ixodidae. The transcript is spliced from 2 exons. The coding region runs from base 142 to 909 and encodes 255 amino acids. Gene Ontology annotation, biological process: regulation of transcription by RNA polymerase II.
GUAGCAGAUGUGAGCAGGCGGUCGCGGAGUGCGUGCGCGCCGCGGGUCUGUGAUUUCUUUCCCGCGUUCAUGUGGCAACGUGGGAGUUAGCGCUCCUCGAAUCGUUCACGUCGUACGCGUUGUCUGUGGUCCGGCAUCAUCAUGGCAGUACGUCUGUUGAUAGACUCGGACAGAGACGUGAGUCUUGCCGCUGAAUGCCUCGUGGCGAUGUCCAACGCUCGACCUCGCGACCCGUACUCGGACUCCGAUCGACGCAGCCCGGUGUCUCUGAGCACGACGGACGGCAGUGACUGCGUGCCUGACGAGCAGGAAUCUCAUCUCAAGGACACGUCGGUGUACAUGAUCGCCCGGAUACUAGCGGACUUGACGCGGGUACCUCAAGAGCCGGUGGGUUCGGCUGCCGCGAGGCCCGUAAGUAACGUUAGGCCUAAGGUGCGCGCCGCCUCGAACAAAGCGAUCGUGGCGGCGUCGUCGGCCACACCCGGCGUCCGCGGAUCCUCUUCUGCUCUCAAGAAAGUCCACAUCUGCAGCUACGCAGGCUGCGACAAAGUCUACGGCAAGAGCUCCCACCUCAAAGCGCAUCUACGCACGCAUACAGGCGAGCGUCCAUUCCCGUGCCUCUGGCCCGACUGCGGCAAGCGGUUCGCGCGCUCCGACGAGCUGGCGCGUCACCACCGGACGCACACGGGCGAGAAGAAGUUCGCCUGCCCGCUGUGCGGCAAGCGCUUCAUGCGCUCCGACCACUUGACCAAGCACGCUCGCCGGCACCCGGACUUCCGGCCGACCAUGCUGGGGUCUAGCCGCCGUGGCGCCGGCGGCGGCGGUGGCAGCUGCCACCAGCCGACCAACGCCACCACCGCCGACUCCCUGGGGGACAGCUCCGACCACUCGCUGCCCUCGUCUCCCUAGGAUGGGAGCCCAUCACGUGCCACCGUGCUUGCCCCCGAAGAAAGACAGUGCAACCAUCCACGCUUUUGCUGUCACUCAGGCAGGAGGAAGCAGAAAGAAAAAAAUGGAAAGAAAGUGCAGAUUCUGGCGUGCAGUGUGGACAUAACUGGCACACUUAUUGUGUGGUAUAGCUCACCACUGUGUGUUUCCUCAGCGUCUCACUUCGUUGCUUCUAUUUGUUCCUCAGCUGCUGCCGCUGCUGUUUUUCACAAUUUUUAUGGAUACCGGAGCCCUGCCCGUCCUCUUUGCUUUGAUGAAAGUGUGGCCUUCAGUGUGUUACUUGAAUGGAUGCUAGUUUGUCACCUGCCAUAUUUCAAUUAGUCAAACAGAAAGAAAGAAAUGGCAGUGAAGUUGAAGAUGGGCACUAUAAUUGGACUGCCCACCCCAGGCCCCUCACAACUUUGGGGCGUCAUGUGAAAGGGCCCGUGCGACGAGGUGAGGGGUAAAGUGGGAAAAUUCCUGUCAGAUUUUUAAAAUUAUUUUUAUUUAUUAUUUUUACGCUGUUCUCUAGGCAACACACUAGGCCGUUGAUAGUUCGAAAACCUGUGUCCUUUCACUGUGGGCAGGCACUCUCUCACCCUUUUUUUUUUUUCUGCACUAUUUUCAAUGCCUUGCACAUGGUUUUUAUGUACAUAGGAGGAUGCUUGUGGGGCAGGUCAGGACCGUAGCUGAUGUUCAUUGCCCCUUGUUUGAAUCUUGGGUCAGCUUUUCUUGGGUAGCAAGGAGUGUCUUCUAAAAGGACAUUUGCCAACUCUCCAUUGAUGUCAAGGCCCAGCACAGGGUGCCCCUGUAUGCGUGUACAAUCUUGUUUCAUGACAAUUGAGGACCUUUGUUAAUCGCUGUCUACUGCACAAUCUAGAGAAUGUGUUACGUGUGUGAACUAUUGCAAAGAAUGUGGUGUGUGUGUGUGUGUGUGUGUGUGUGUGUGUGUGGGAGGGAGGGAACAGUGUUAAUACUUUGUGUGUGCGAGUGUGUGUAUGUGUGCAUGUGUAUGUCAAUGUGCAUAAUUUGUGUCCCAGAAAUAUACAGUUUGGAACUGUCCUCACCAAUUGGCGCUACCUUCUCCUGUUCAUGUAAAUGGAGCUACAGUGUUCAAGUCAUCACGUGCACAAUGGCAAUCUGAAGUAUAAUGGGUGUUAGUCAUCAAGUAGCAUCCUUUCUCAAUCCAUCUUUUGGGCUUUUAUCGGCAUUUUAAUCUGCAAAGUUUCGAAAUGUCUUCAGUGCUCUUUUAGAUACCCUCUGACAAACUUCAAAGUGGCAACCACUGAUCUCUCGUGUAUGUCGAGCUCGGGCAAACAGGUGUUCUUAUCAUUUCCAUGUGCCCAGGGUUUGGCAUGCAGUGUGAUGAGCGGUUCACAUUUGUUUGUAAAACUGUUAUCAGCUUUAGUUUGCGUGAAUGCUUUGUUUCUGCGUUGCAAAAGCACUAUGGCUGUGAUUCAUAAUGCACUUUUGUUUUUGUAGAGUGUGUAUAGUUGACUGCAUUUUGUCUGCAAUAGUAAUAUGGCUGGCCAUAUUGAGUCAGAUUUAGUUGCACCUUAUCUGUCAUAGCUAUUUUUCUGCUGCAAACCUGGCAGGUGUGGCUUAACCCUUUCUUGUGUGUGUGUGUGCUCAGGAUAAAACUGAAGUGUCUCACAUUUAUUUGCUCGAUCAGAUCAGGCUAUUAUGUGCAUCCCUUCAACCUUUCUCCAGUUUUCUCGGGGUCUCGCAUCUUGGCACCAGUUUAGUUUUGGCAGUUGCAGAUACGUACACAGCUCCAUCGGAACAUUUAUAGCAUGAACUUAAUAUAAAAAUUAGCUACAACAAUGCAUUACAAUGUUUCCUGGGACAAUUUGAACAUGUUUCAUCAUGCCACUUCUUGGCUGUCAUUCGCUCUUGUUCUAACGCUGUUACUGUGCUUGGAGGAUGCCACUAAACACAUUUAUAGUGUUUGGGUCAUGGGGGUGUCAUCCAUGCUCAAGUGCACUUGACAGUGGCACCUCAGUCCCAUCAACUGACCAUCUUUCUGUUUGUAGCAUCUGGAUUAUUCAAUCCUUGCUCGCAUCAUAUCAUUCCGUGGACGUAUACUCAAUUUGAGCAAAGGCAGGUUAGCAGGCACUUUUUCUAUAGGCCUUUACAUAUUACGCUGUUCCUUUUUCUUCAUUAGAGCUGGCCUCUUUCCUGUUUCUGCUUUUCACUUGCACAGAUAAUGACUGCUUGCAGCCUGCGUUAUGUUGUGCAAUGUACUGUAAAUGUUCCCAGGGCAGCUCAGCUGUUCCCAUGUCUCUCAAGUGUGCGUCAAGGUAUUGCUGUGGCUGAAAUUUGUUUGUUUGUUGUUGUUUUUUUUUUUCGUUUUUUUUUUUUUCGUUUUUUUUUUUCCCCACAUCCCCUUUUUCUCCUCUCCCCAACUGUUACACAAAGUGUGCGCCACUGGUCUUGCGUUGCAGUGGUCUCGUGCCACUGUAGGAUGUGCAUAUUUGGGGGCCAGGCUGUACAGAUCAUUUUGUGUCGUGGGCACACCCUGCACUGCACCACAGUAUUUGUUGACACAUUUUCUUGGAAGUGGUGGGUUUGGAACUUGGAGGAGGAGAGUCCAGGUGGGCCUGAGAAUGCAUGGCACAUCUCUCACUCGCCAUUUGCAUCGUCGUUAUUGCGAGUGCUUUGGACGCCUUUCUGCAUUUUGUAAAGGGUGAAAGCUCUGGGUUGUCUGCGGAGUUUUCUUUGUGUGGCCGGAAAUAUUUUGAGUAAGAGUCAGAGUGUAUCCUUAGUGUGUUUUUUUUUUUUUUUUUUUUUUUUUUUUGUAGUUGUCCAUUGUAAUACGAAUGUCACUUAUUAGUGCCCAACACCAUAUGUGGGCCUGCCACUCGUCUUGUACCCUAUAUACUUGCUCUUUUGCUCUCUUCUGAUCAGCCAAACCCGUGCAUCUGCCUCUUGUAGCACGUCUUUGUGAAGCAGUGCCACUGUAGUGCUUGUGGGAAAUGUGGAGGUGAAUGGCAUUGGCACACGGGGUCGAUUCCUAGGGGUGUGCAAGCGAUCUUUUGGAACUGAAUUUAUUGCAAAUUUCUUAAGGAUGGCAUUGCAUCAAGUCUGGCAGUUAACUGCUUGCAGAUUCCAAAUUCACAUUGUUUGAGUUCUCAAAUGAUUUUCUAAUUGUACUGGCUGUAAGGGACAUGAAUUCCUUCCAAUACAAGUUUAGGUUAUAAAGAAACUAUUCAGUCAGAGAAGAAUCGAAAUUUUGAAGAGCAACUAUCAUUCAGAUUAGCUGUAAAAAACAUUUUAAAUAUUCAUGCACCCUUAUCGAUUUCUCUUUCUUAGUACCCUCGUGGUACGCGGCUGCCAAGUGCCAUGGCACGCUGCAAACUAGCUCACAGUUGGCUUCCAUCCCAGUGAGCUUUAAUGCUCUCUGCUUGCGAGUGGCAUCUAUUAACUUAUUCAUCCAUAUUUAAGCACAGUAGCUAUAGUUUAUCUUGUAGGUUUUUCACAUAAAGUAACAGAAAAAUGUCUCGUCCAUCUAUUUUUAUCGCUAUCAAAAACACCACUGUACAAAAACCUCGGCUUGCCACGGAAGCCACCAGGAUUGCUUUCGAAUGUCUCCGUGGCAGUUCUGUGGGGCUAAUACUCUUGCGUAGCCAAUGCGUUCCUUUGUUUUUGUUGAUGUGUUUAACAAGUCAGCUGUGUGGAUUUGUGUUUGUUGGCCAGUUUUCUUGCUUUAAAUUCGUUUAUUUUUUAAAAUGCUAAUAUUUUUAAAAGCCCCUACCCCCCCCCCCCCCCUUUUUUUUUUAAUGCCACAGUCAGGCAUGAUUUAUUGUCUUAAAUGAGUACCAACUUGCAGCUUUUAAUAGCUGUUUUUUCAUACUAGUUUUAUUAGCAGACUUGUCAUUAUUUGUUGCAUAGUGUUUCAGUGCUGUAAAUAUUGUACCAUAAGCAUGUUGUUGUUUAUAUAUGCCAAAUGUCCUCUGCGGAUUUGCGAAGCCUUUUUUUUUUUUUUGGUGCCGCCAUCCAGUCUGUUCUUCGCCUUUUGGCGAAUGCUUCCUUUGCCGUUUUUGUCCCUCCCUUGCAAUCUUAAGAGUGCAAACAGGAAGAAAGUUGGGGGACGUUUUGAUGUCAUUGGCAAUCCAGUACUUACAAGAGUUGUAUUUGUACAUAGAAUUUCAUUGGCCUCCGUGGUCUACAGAAUCUAAAACUUAACUUGAGAGCCCUUGUGGGUGCAUUAUUUAUACACUGAAAUAAAAAUUGUUAGACAAAGUG